AUGGCUCAUCAGGAGAGCGCUCAAUUUGGGAAAGGAGAUUUUGUUCUCCUGGAUGAAAUUACCGAAGAUGCUUUCAUGGCGAAUUUGAAAAUGCGAUUCCAAAAGGGGCGCAUCUACACAUACAUCGGAGAAGUAGUGGUAUCCAUCAACCCAUACAGAACUGUCAACAUUUACGGAGAUGAGCAGGUUAAUGACUACAGAGGGCGGGAGAUCUACGAACGGCCCCCUCAUAUAUUUGCCAUUGCAGACGCUGCGUACAAGUCAAUGAAAAGGAGAGCCAGGGACACAUGUAUUGUUAUAUCAGGUGAGAGUGGCUCAGGGAAGACAGAAGCCUCCAAGAUCAUUAUGAGAUACAUUGCAGCAGUCACAAAUGUGAGUCAACAAGCAGAGGUAGAAAGAGUGAAAAACAUCUUGAUCCAAUCCAAUGCUCUCCUGGAAGCAUUCGGGAAUGCCAAGACAAACAGGAACGACAACUCAAGCCGCUUUGGCAAGUACAUGGAUAUCAACUUUGACUUCAAAGGAGAUCCUAUUGGUGGGCACAUUAACAACUAUCUUCUUGAAAAGUCAAGAGUUAUACACCAGCAGAAAGGAGAGAGGAACUUUCAUUCUUUCUACCAGCUUCUAGUAGGAUGCACAGAACAGAUGCUGAAGGAAUUCAAGCUGAAGAGGGAUCCUAAAGCCUUCUUCUACAUCAAUCAGGGAAAUGGCGCAACAGGUUCACAAGCAGGACAUGAUAGGAGGGACUACAAGGCGGCUCAAGAAGCAAUGAGGGAUCUUAGCUUCACCCCCGAAGAGCAAAAGACUGUCUGGACAAUGGUGGCAGCCAUUAUGCAUCUGGGUGAGGUCCAGUUCGAGCCCGACAAAGAUGAAGGUUCCAAGGUCCAAAACAAAGACGCCAUCAAGACGCUCGCGACCCUGCUCAAGGUCAGCAAAGAUGACCUCACCACUGCGUUAUGCUUCCGGGUCGUUGCUGCAGGGUCAAAUGAGGUCGUGCACAAAGGUCACACCAAGGAUCAGGCCUACCACGGAAGGGAUGCUUUUGCCAAGGCAAUAUAUGAACGCCUCUUCACAUGGAUCGUGGGUAAGGUGAACAAUGCCAUCCAGGUCAGAGGAACAGUGAAGGAUCAUGGCAAGGAGACAGUCAUCGGUGUGCUGGAUAUCUACGGCUUUGAGAUAUUUGAUGACAACAGCUUUGAGCAGUUCUGCAUCAACUACUGCAAUGAGAAGCUCCAGCAGCUCUUCAUAGAGCUCGUCCUCAAACAGGAGCAGGAGGAGUACCAACGGGAAGGCAUCGAGUGGACCAAGGUGGAGUACUUCAACAACUGCAUCAUCUGUGACCUGGUGGAGGAGCAACACAAGGGGGUCAUUGCGAUCCUCGACGAGGCCUGCUUGAACGUUGGGAAGAUCACCGAUGCCAUCUUUUUGGAUGCUAUGAACAAGAAACUCUCCUCCCAUCCUCACUUCACAAGUAGAGCUCUCCAGCCAGGAGAGAAGAGCCUUGAACACGGGAAGAACUUCAUGAUCAAGCACUAUGCUGGUGAUGUCACAUAUGAUGUGACUGGUUUCAUGGACAAGAACAAGGACACCCUCUUCCAGGAUUUCAAACGUCUUCUCUUCUCCAGUCAGAACGCAACAAUCUCAUCAAUGUGGCCUGAAGGUCAGCAGAAAGUCACUGCAGUAACGAAGCGACCGCCCACCGCUGGUACAGUCUUCAAGAACUCCAUGAUAGAACUAGUUAAAAACCUGGCCUCAAAGGAGCCAUACUACGUGAGGUGCAUCAAACCCAACGAGGAGAAAUCACCCCUACUCUUUGAGGAUGUACGGUGUCUACAUCAAGUCAGGUAUCUGGGACUGUUGGAGAACGUCCGUGUGAGGAGGGCAGGCUUCGCUUCCAGACAGCACUACCAACGAUUUCUUCUCAGGUAUAAGAUGUUAUCAGGCUACACCUGGCCUAACUUCCGAGGGGGAGAUGACAAGCUCGGGGUCGAGACCCUGGUCAAUGAACUCCAGCUGGACCAUGAUGUCAAGUACGGCAAGACAAAGAUUUUCAUCAGAACCCCAAGGACUAUAGUCCAGCUCGAGGAGGCCAGGACCAGGUUACUUCCAGCUCUAGCCACAUUCCUGCAGAAGCUUUGGAGAGGCACCCUAGCCAGGUGGCGAGUCAAGAAGAUGCGAGCCAUCUACCUGAUCAUGAGUGCUUACAAGCGCUACGUCAGGAGGUCCUACAUGAACAAGGUCAAGGCUACGUUUGGUCGGGUCAAGCAGAAGAGGGAUUAUGGGAGGAGUCUGGAAUGGCCAGAGCCCCACAGGUGGAUGAGACCCCUUUCCAAGUUGCUACAGAAGUCACAUAGGAGAUGGAUAGCUGCUCAGAUCCUAAGGAACAUCCCCAGAGAAGAAUGGCCGGAGGUCAGGUUAAAGUCAGCUGCACAGUCGGCCUUGGCAGGUCGAAGGUCAAACUGGGGUCACCAAAGGAGGUGGAAGGGAGAUUAUCUCUCCUCUAUGGAUGAGAAUUUCCAAUCAUCUGUAUAUGUAGCGAUGAUAGGACAACUCAAAACCAAAGACAGGUUCAACAAUGUUCUCUUCUCAUCAAGAAUACUCAAGGUUAACAAGCAUAAUAAGUUUGCAGAGAGGGCGCUCGUCGUCACCGAUCAGUUCAUCUACAAACUGGAUCCCAAGAAGAACUUUAAACUCAUGAGACCAGGAACUCCAGUUUCAGAGGUAACGGGUGUGAGCGUGACCCCCGGUAGAGAUCAGCUGAUCAUAGUCCAUCUAUCAGGUGACAAUGACAUCGUCGUGUGCCUUACCAAUGAUGCCAGAGAGAACCGAGUGCCUGAGCUUGUUGGAAUCCUGGAAGAUACGUGGGUGGGCACUCGUAAACGAGAGAUCCGGACCAUCGUCAGCAACAACCUGCAGUGCCAGCUGGGAAAGAAGCAGCGGAAGAUCCGCGUCCAACCGACUGGUGUUGAUGAACCAGUCUUCCAAAGAGAUCAUCAUGACUUCAUCCUACAAUGGCCCAGCAUUGAGAGCUGAGAGUACUGCUGACCUAGACCUUUAAGGCUUUGUCAUACUGAUCCAGCCCAGGUAACCUGCCCCAAAGCUUACCAACUUGUCCGAAAAGUAAUCCCAUAAAACAGUUCUGACUACUCUCCGACUGCCGCAAUACCGAUGCUACCCUAUCUACGGCAAGUCAGCGCUAGUCUGAAGCAGCCUGCAGAAACAAGCAGGCGAAAGCUGACCAAGGUCAAAACCAAUUUGAUCGUGAAAAGAUGAAAAUUUGUUUUAUUUGAGUCUUACCCAUCAGAUGAAUCUCUUUCCAGAGUUCUGACUACUGUUUGGGUACAUGUUAGGUGUGAGCAGUCUUUGGAGAAUCGUCAAACACUUUUUGUACACUAUGAGCUGGCGGCGUUUUCUGAGUAGGUUUUGCCAGUGACUUUCACAGAGAGAUAUUAUAAGCUACUGCGCAUCUUUGCAGCUUAUUGGCUGAUAACAAAUUAGUUAGUGAAAGUCAUUGACAAAGCUUUCCAUGAAGCGUUUUUUUCUUGGACAAAUGAUAUAAGCUACUGCGAAUCCUUGCAUCUGAUUGGCUGGUAACAAGCAAGUCGGUGAAUGUCAUUGAUGAAAUAUUCCAUGAAACCUAUUCCCUGGUCUAUUUUGUGGCCCAAACCAUCUUCAAAGUGCAGGGCUUUUAUUCUGAAAUCCUGAUGGCCUUUUAGUAUCUAGUGCGUUAUGCAGCCAAGCUUGUGUAUAAGGAAAUGCAACCAAAUGAAUCUGUUAUGAAAUGAAAGAUGAAAACUGAUUCUGCAACGAAACAUUGCCGUUUUACUGGAUCAAUGUAGCAUUCAACGAAGCAUUGCCCUGUUGGCCUACUCCCUUGGAACAACCUAGAGUUAUUUUUAACUCUCUAUUUUUUUUUUGCUCUCAUUGUAAUCAAUUUGUAGAAUUAACUUCCCAAUAAGGGAUGAAUUAAUACAUUUACAUGUGUUUCUAUUUUUUUUUCUUAAUAUAUCAUAUCAUUCAGUUGAAUGGUAGCUAUGUGAAUCUUUUACUACUCCAUGCCUUAUCAAUUUUGGAAGCACCAUGGUGUAGUGGUUCUGACUCUUGCGUUGUAAUCAGAGGGUCAUGUGUUCGAGUCCCACCAUGGCCUAACGUCCGCUGACACUCUCCACCCUGGUGGGUACUUGGUAGGAUGCAAAAGCUAAUGUAUUUUAAUUAGCAUUUUAGUUUGAAACUCUUGUUGGAAUGCUCCUCAGGGUAUGGAGUGUGUAUAUGUAAUCAUGCAAUGAUUUAAUAUGAAAAAGUUCUUUAAUAACUUGUUCCAGUAUAUUAAGCGGAAUAUUGAUAAUAGUGUUCCGUUGAAGCAACUGAGAGGUGUGUCUUUACAUUGUACAUAAAAGAUGAUAAUAUUUUUUUUCCAUAUUUGGACAUGAAAACAACUCUUUCAUAUACCAUGGACAUGGAAUUAUUUAUGAAUAAGAUGUACUUAAACAGACAUUCCAAAAACCUGUGUGUUAGUAAAGAUUGGUGACUGUACAAGGAUUAUGUAUACAUGUAACUGAGGGAUUCUAUUUGAUAAGAAUUUUGUAGCUAACAGGAGAAUUUUGCAAUGGCUAUUAAAAUUGGCUAGUCCUUAUGACUGUGAUCAUAUUUGUAAGGCUUAUCAAAUAUGAAGGAUCUUCAUCGCUAUCUUUUAGAACAUUAGUUUUAUACACAUCAUUGUGCUAGAGCAUUAGAAUAACUUCACACAUUUGUUAACACUGAAACAGUCGAGACGCCCUUGGCUACGCCUUGGGCAUGUUGGGACUGUACCAGAAUUACCUUGUGCGUGUAAUUCUUACAAGUGCUCCCUAUGAUUUGUUCUAUUUGUCUUUUAAUCAACGUUGAAAAUUAACGACUGCCUUCUGCAUGUAGAGUUAGUAAAGCUUAUGAAGUGCAAUACACGUGUCAAUGAUAUCUACCACAGUAAUUACAAGUACAUUUUCUUUUGCUAUUUCUCCCCCAAUCACAUUACAUGCAUGUGAAAACAGUUGAACACCUUGCUUAAUUUUGUCAUUUCAUAUGCUAUGAAUGAUGUACAUGUAUGCACGUUCAGCGAAAUACACAUACAUUUCCAAUCAAAUUUCAAUCAUUGCACAAAUUGAUGUGUUUGGACCAACAAACUAUACCUAAUUGUCUAUGCAAAUCAUUCAUGUGAUAUGUUGUAAAACUAAUUAAUUUUUUAAAACUAAUUAAUGCAUUUGGUGUCUAUUUUUUUGCUAAUUAUACUAGUCUUUCUUCAAUUUUGGAACCUUGCAUUGUAAUAGGAUAAAAGAGAUUUUAUUUUGAAAUGUUAUGAUUAUAGAAUAUUCUUUCUUCAAUGUGUGCUAAAUUAUUAAAGGCAUCUUGUCAAAAUCUGUGACGUCUUCUGACAGGAAAACUGCAAUAAAGGCACUAUGCGUCUUUUCAUAGCGGCUUUCUUGCAUUCCUCAUCAUUUUGUCUAUGAUGCAAUGUGAGGAUUGGUGAUGAAAGGCCGCUUGCGGGUUGCCUGUUGGAAAGACACUGCUUUGACUUUUGACCAGAGUCCCGUCUUACAAAGAGUUGCGAUUGAUCCGAUCAAUCGCAACUAUGGAAAGCCAGCAAUAUCAACAUCUAACAUACACGUUUGUUCAAAAUGUUUUCUAGAAAUGACGUAUAUUCAUACAUUCACUGCUUUCUUGACAAAUCAAUAUGCUUCUCCAGAGCUGCCAAGUAGUACGAUUUUUCCGUAUUUAGUACGUUUUUUCUUUUAAAAAUACGUUUUUUGUAUUUAAAAAAAAAAAAAAAAAAAAAAAAAUCGAAAUUUAUUGAGAAAAAUCAUCUCUAUAUGUCUCUAUUUCAUAAAACGUACACAAAUAUGGUUAUUAGAUCAAUGUAAUUUCAGGUAACUUGUUUUUUUUUCAAUUAUUUUGUAAAAACCAGGUUGAGAUAUACACAGGUUUCAAUGUUUUUUUUUUGUUUUUAUCUGCAAGAGCAGUGCACAUUUAGCUUGCAUGCAGCUUGAGCGCCGUGAUGGGCGAGUGCGCCAAGCAUUUUAUUAUGAAAUACACUUUUUUGGGGAAAAAUACAAAAUAUUUAUCUCACACGGUAAAAAUACUGAUUUUUUUUGGUCAAAAUACUGAUUUGGGGGGAUAAGAAUACUGAAAAUGCAAAAUACAACUUGGCAGCUCUGCUUCUCUUUGUUUUCAAUCGACAUUGAACAAAUUUCCUAAAGAAAAAAAUUGACAAUGAUGGAUUUCCAUAUAUUUGAGAUCGGUCGGAUCAAAUGUUACUCUUUGUAAGACGGGGCCCUGGAGCCUAAAAUGAAAGAUAAUGUUUGUUCAAAUUGUUACCUUUGAAUUUUACUUACAUAUAUGUAACUUGUAUCAUCUGGUAUCAUCAUAAGUUUAUAGACCAAGCUCUUUUGAAAAUAUCUGAAUUGUGUGUGAAGUUGCAGACUUUACAUACAUUGAGUUUGGCAUGAUAUUUCUGCAUGCAACGAUAGUUUCAAAUUUAUUGUACAAUUAUAUUUUGUGCUUCUUAUCUACCCUGAAUCUAUUUAUUUUCAUCUCUCUGUGAGUUUCUUUUUAUAUCUAAGUUUUCAUUUUAUAUAUAGUGGUUUUUGCGUUCAUUUCUGACAUAAACAUUGUGAUACAUGUACUCAAAUUAUUCCAAGACUAAUAAGAAAACCGAAAUCAUACAUAUUCUGUGGUACAAUUUUUUUUUUCUUUGCAUGGUCCAUAAUACUGCAGUUAAGCCAUUGCUACUGGAGCUAGAUAGUCCAUGUACAAAUUCUAUGGGAAAUACAGAAUUGGGUAGUCAUCAUGUUAGCAUUACCUCUCUUCCUAGCCUCUCUUUUGAGUUUAUAUACAAUACUUUGGGCCAGUAUUGAGCGUGUCAAACAAAAGUUUAUAUGUGAAAUUUGUGCAGUGGUUUGCACAGCCUAAUGGGUACAGGUAUGAUUCCACUAAUAAUACAAUUAAUACAUGCUAUUCUGUUGUCAAAUUUCUCUGAAAAGUUUUAGACUACUUAUAUGUUUUUUUUAUUAUGGAGGUUAUUUAGAGAUAGGGAUGUGUAAUGUUUAAAUUGAUGGUUAAUCUUUUGGUAGAUGGCCAAUGCUAGAAAUAUUUCUGUUUACUGACGUCGUAUCAUUGACUGAGUCGUCCAGCCGAGUCGAGGUCAAGAUGAUUUUUGGUAUACAGGUAAUAUCACUGGGGCCUUUGUUACAAAGAGUUGCGAUUGAUCC
Molecule: messenger RNA, 7238 nt
Organism: Lytechinus pictus (painted urchin)
Lineage: Eukaryota; Metazoa; Echinodermata; Echinoidea; Temnopleuroida; Toxopneustidae
Product: unconventional myosin-Id-like
Exons: 20
Coding region: 1-3030 (1009 amino acids)
Biological process (GO): actin filament organization; vesicle transport along actin filament
Cellular component (GO): actin cytoskeleton; cytoplasm; myosin complex
Molecular function (GO): actin filament binding; microfilament motor activity; ATP binding
Source: RefSeq, a predicted model, not a curated record